This is a messenger RNA of Vigna umbellata (rice bean), 453 nucleotides long. NCBI's taxonomy places the organism in Eukaryota, Viridiplantae, Streptophyta, Magnoliopsida, Fabales, Fabaceae. The record is from RefSeq and is a predicted model, not a curated record.
AUGCCUCAGAUAGAGGAGGCACAAGAACUAUGGUCAACUCUUGACGCUACUAUUCUUCAGUGGAUUUACGUUACUAUUUCUCAUGAUCUUCAUACCAUUCUUGAAACUGACACCACAGUCAUGGAGGCUUGGAAUAGAUUGCGUGACAAAUUCCAGGAUAACAAAUACUCUCGUGUCGUCACCCUUGAGCAUGACUUCACUCACACAGACAUGGCAAAUUUCCCAAAUGUCUUUGCCUAUUGUCAACAUCUCAAAUCUUUGUCAAAUCAACUCAAGAAUGUCGGUUCUCCCGUUGACAACAAUCGACUAGUUCUUCAAAUGGUCUCUGGUCUCACUGAACCCUACAACGGUGCGACCACCCUUAUUCGCCAAAGUGAUCCCUUGCCCCACUUUUAUCAAGCUCGUUCGAUGCUCACUCUUGAAGAGGUCGGCCUUGCCAAAAAAGCGGCAUAG